AGACUGGUUGAUCUUGAAUCUAAGCUCACCAAUAUCAUCGGUCUUCUGUCGCGCUCCAGCGCACCCAUUAGUGGAGUCGAACCCCCCGUUAAUCCGGAUGAUGGGCUGGCUUUAAUUCCUGAAUAUUUCAGCGACAGUCUACAUCCAACAACUGAAUGGAUGAGCGAAGGAUACUUGGCUGGUCCUGAAUUGAGCGAAGGUCUGGGGUCCAGCGAAAAUCAGGAUACUACCGAAAAUACCCUAGAAAAGUCUUGGGAUGCACCCACUGCAAUGGACGCCGCGUGGAUCACCGACUUAGGGCUCAGUCCUGUCGUCCUAGAGCAUCUUCUAGACAGGUUCCGCGGUAUGGCAUUCUAUUUCCCAUUUGUGCGGCUCUCAGGCACCUGGAAUGCUGCGUCGAUGGCUGAAGAUCGCCCCUUCCUAUUGCUUGCAGUUGUUGUUGCUGCUUCAUCAAAGUACUGUCAUCUUCAAGACGCUCUGAUUAGACAAUUUAAAGAAUCUCUCAGUCAGCGGGUCAUUAUAGCUGGCGAGAAAGAUCUAGAUCUGCUCCAGGGAUUACUUGUCCAUCUUGCCUGGUUCCAUUUCCAUUUUGUUCCAGGGAGUCAACAAACAUACCAGUAUUUACAAAUCGCAAUCAGUAUGGUCAUUGACCUUCGCCUUGAUCAAGAGGCUGCCAACUUGCUUGAGGAGCGAACCGAGCUGGGUGAUGAUUAUAUCCGGGAAGCAUGCCGGGCUUAUCUGGGCUGCUAUUACAUGUCUAGCAUAAUAUCAAUGUCUUCAGGAAAGCCCAACAACCUCCAAUUUCACGAGGCAAUGCUUCGAUGCGCUAUGAUGCUGCAAAAACAGCCAGAAUUCGAUACAGACUUCAUGAUAUACCCAGUGACGAAAGUGUUACAGUUUACAGAGGAAGUCUGCGAGACUUACCGGUCCGAAGGCAUUCAUGGAACUCGGCUGUACAUUCAUGCUGAACGAUUCACUACCCGGUUAGAAGAAUGGUGGUCGUCUCUAUCGACUGAUCUUCAAAACACGUUGUUGCUAAUAAACAGCUAUCAUGCCGUCAAGAUUCGGAUUCAAGAAAUGGGGUUGGUAUAUUGCUACGGGCAGAGAAGGCCACCGCCUCCAAAAGCACAGCAAGGUUUCACCAUAUCAUCUACAUCUCCGAUAGUCAUCAGCAACUUAGUCAAAUGCGUCAGUUCUACCAAGGGUUAUCUUGAUUUGUUCUUCGCCAUUCCCGCUGCGGAGCAUACUAGCUUGCCAAUUUCCGCGUGGUAUCAGGUCAUUUUGGCGGUAUUUGUGCUGUACAGGCUGUCUGUGGGACUGCCAGAAGUACCUGAAUGGGACAGGGAGAUCGCACAUCAAUCUGUGGAUCUACAGGAAUACCUUGACACAUUGUUGUCUAACCUACAGUCUAUCAAGCCAUCGCCAGACAGGCAAAUACCCACCAAGAGUCUCUUUUCAAUGCUGCCUGAGAUCCUAGGAAGUGUGAAAGAUUCCUAUGCAUUAGCAAAAGAGAAUUUCGCCCAGGUUCGUGAUAGUAACCGUGCGCAUCACGAGCUUGGGGCUUCAAAACCCAUAGCCUCAUCUACUCGAAGGCCGCACCGCUGCCCUGCGUUGCGGUAUUCGAACCGCCACGUCGCCCAGGCUCCGGAUCAGCCCACACUACAAAACGCCAUUUCUACGGAAGUCCAGAAAAUAGAAGAUGAGAAGCUUUGGGGUGAUCUUCUGUUUAUGGACACAUUUUCUAGCAUGACGGGUUCAUCAUCUGCAGAGACUUGA
This is a messenger RNA of Penicillium hordei, 1776 nucleotides long. Its product is annotated as fungal specific transcription factor domain-containing protein. The transcript has 4 exons. Gene Ontology annotation, molecular function: zinc ion binding; DNA-binding transcription factor activity, RNA polymerase II-specific; transcription cis-regulatory region binding. Lineage: Eukaryota; Fungi; Ascomycota; Eurotiomycetes; Eurotiales; Aspergillaceae. The annotation marks the transcript as partial. Gene Ontology annotation, biological process: regulation of DNA-templated transcription; DNA-templated transcription. The record is from RefSeq and is a predicted model, not a curated record. Gene Ontology annotation, cellular component: nucleus.